This is a messenger RNA of Podarcis lilfordi (Lilford's wall lizard), 30545 nucleotides long. Lineage: Eukaryota; Metazoa; Chordata; Lepidosauria; Squamata; Lacertidae. The record is from the annotation of a GenBank genome assembly.
CCUUCAUCCAGAACCUCCCUACCCUUGAUAUGUCCCUUCUUUUGUAUUUUCCAGUUGAUAGUCUGGGGUCCUGCCUUCUCAGUGGUAAGGUAAGCCCAUUUAAACGAAUCUUCUCAGAAACUGUUGCCCUUGACGCAAAUGGCUGUAAGAUUUAAUUAUCUGUUUUUCAGUGAGGUGAACUCGCUGCUUAGGAAGGCAAGGGAUAUAAAUUCACUUUAGCAUCUGCUCAAAUUAGACCCUGCUAACAAGUUUACUCACAUGUGUGGCCUAUAGUUUGAGAUGCUGGGGAACUGGGCAGACCUUUUUUGUAUGAGCUGCAGGGAAGAUUUCUGGUCCUACUGGCAGCUUAACAAUGAUAGGGUUUUGAGGAUGCCAUUGGUAUGUGUUUACACCAACCUCUCUCUAUUUUCCAUUUGUGCCAGGUUUUCAACUGCAUGUAUAGCUAAAGGUAAGGAUAGGUCAUCCGUCCAUUGCAAAUAAUGGAGCAGCAUUUUUAUUGCACAGUAUGUUUAUUUCCUGCCUUGCAGGGGGUUGGACUGGAUGGCCCUUGGGGUCCCUUCCAAUUCUAUGAUGCUAGGGAUAACAAUGACCACAGCUUCUUAUAGAGUCUAUGAUAUAACCUGAGCAGUUGAUUGUGGCAAUGGCCUAUUUCAUCAGAUGCAUAAAGUGGACUGAGAAAGUGUGGGAGCAUAUGCCUAUAUGCUUAUAGGGUAAGAUGCAAUUCUUUGUGAAGGAUACCUCCAUACCCAUGGAGCAGAACACAUUAACCCAGUGCGUGUUAAAUAAAAUGGGUAUGCAAAAACCACAUCCUGGUGGUUGGUAGGCUGCGUGGGAUGGUGGUGGUAAGACAUUAAGUCCUACAUUUCAUUUUGGGGAAAAUUCUGUUAUGUUUAAUCUUCUUAUGGGUGUUUUGUCCACCUUCUAAAAUCUUAAUCUGGUGCUUACAAUGUGCUGUUCUUGUUUAUUUUUAUUUUUAAUCCAAUUUUUUUCUGACAAAUCUCUGGGGACUAAUCCAGGAUCUUCCCUCCCCCCACUCUCUUCAGCAGCUGGGAAAUUUCAUUCAAACUCAAAUACGAAUUUGGUGAGAGAAGUGUACAAUGUUGCUCAUCUGUGGGAGAGGUACUUUUGUAAAUAAUGAUUAUAAAUGGUACAAGUUUUGGCGGCUUGAGCAACUUGGCGUUAUUCCUUCCUACAACAUCCCUUGUAGUGCUUGUUCACAGUACCCAAAAAGAAAACUGGUGAGUUGCAUCUUCAUAUGGUGGGUUGCAGCAGGAAUAUCUCCACCUUUUCCUAAGAAAAAGAAAACAGCAGUUUUCCUCCCUGUUCCCUAUCAAUCCUUGCAUGAGUGGGUGGGCUUCCUGAGAGGUCCACAGGAAAGCAUCUUGUCCAUGGCUUUCUCAGCCCUGGUCCUGGACAAGAGUCCACAAGAGACUUUGCUUCCUCAGUUCUUGGCAUGAUCUGUCUGUAGGAGCUGUCCAGCAGUCCUGAUGCUGCCUUGAAUUCUAUGCCGAAAGACAACUCAAAAUUUAAAUAGAGAUACCCAUUUACACCAGUCAUUUUGUAUUUCAGUCCAGCUCAGGCUUGUAGCAACAACUAUAAAGAGGUUCACUCCAAUUUAAUGUUCUUUUGGCUAGUGUAUGAGGCUCCAAUGUGCAUGCACAUAACUCUUGAGUAGUCAUUCUGUUUAGUGUGCAUGUGAUAUGUAUGCCACCUGCUUAUGCAUAUCUAUGUAUCUGCACAGAUAUGCCUGCAUAAACCCAUGCAGGACUGUAGUGUCAAUAACAUCAAAACACUACAAUCUACCCUGCCUAAAUGCAGCUGGAGAGUUUUUAAAUUUUAUUUCUUAAGCGGCAAAUGCACUCACUUUAAUUAGCAUUUUAACAUUAGAUUGGUUCGGUUCCUAAACAUCCUAUUUGUAUGCAAAUUAAAUCCUCCCUUUGGAUAGUUAGGAGAUUAAAAUAGCUGUUAGGGGAUGGAAGGUUGCCCUGGUAUGGAAAGUGCUGCAGACAUCUUGCUUAUUGACUUGCACAUUUUUCAUGACCUGCUUUCCUUUUAAAAAACAACAGCAGAGCAGCUCUGUUUUGAACUCUGCAACCAAAUAAGCCUCACUGGGCAGAAAACAGAAGAGAGCUGGUGUUGAUUUAAGCAGAGUCUUGUUGGCCAGCGGAAGGAUGAGGAAAAUGUGUUACAUACUCUAAAUUGCUUUAUUUACAGUUCAAAGCUGGUAUAUUACAGAAAGACAUCUUGCCUCUGCAAGAGCAGAAAAAUGCAUCCUCUCUCCUCGACAGCUCGGAGAGAAACACACAGUGAAAAACAGGAAACCAGUGUACGUCACAUCCAGUCUCCCUUUCCCGUGAGAAACUCCAACAGUACAGACUGUGGAAUGUAAACACCUGUCUUGUGACUGCAGUUGCUGCUCAGUGAAGGAAAUAGAAACCAACAUCCUCCCCCUUUCUGUGAACAUCACUGGGCAGCGUGUUCGUACAAUAUCAGUACAAACCCAACUUCUGCACAUAGGUACAGUGUUGAUCCCUUGAUACAAUCUUGGACAAUACAUCAGCAGGAAUUUCAUUACCUGGCAUAUAGGACACCGUUACGAGUCCCUUCUGAAUACAUUCCCUAGCAUGCUGCAACUUUAAUUGCAAGUGCUUUGUGCUUUGCUUACAACCUUCAGACUUCAGCAAAGCCAAACAUGCUUUGUUGUCCUGGUAAACCUGGAUUGGACAUUUGACAGGAAUUUUCAUAUCUUUGCACAAUUGUACUAACCAUUCACAAUCCUUAAGUGAAUAAGACAGUGCAUUCAGUUCAGCUUCACAAGUACUUAAGCUAACUGUUGUUUGCUUCUUGCAUGACCAAUCAAACAGACUCUGAUUGUACAUAUAGCAAACUCCAGACGUACUUUUCCUGUCUGUAGCGUCACUUCCAAAACUUGCAUCUGCAAAUAUCUCAAGACCACCAGACUUCUGAUUGUUAAAUCUCAGUCUGUAAUGCAUAGUGCCUUUCAAAUACCGCGCUAUGCGUUUCAGAGCUUUCCAUCCUUGACACUAGGAUUGUUGACUUGUCUGCUUAGCAAAUUACAGCUAACAGCAAUGUCUGGUCUUGAACAUCUGGCAAUGAAGUUUAGCUUGCCUAGCACACUCCUGUACAGUGUAGUGUCAGAAAAUGCUUCUUCAGUGUCAUCUACCUGAUAACCUGUUGUCAUCGGUGUGUCUACAGGGUUAGCAUCCAUCAGAUUUAGUUUGCUUAACACAUCAGCAAUUUUCCGUGACUGGUGUACUAGAAUGUUACCAUCUUGAUCUCUCUCUAUUUCCAGAGAUAGGUAGUUGUUUACCUCACCAAGAUCUUUCAUGUCAAAGUGCUCUUUCAGUUGAGCUAGGGCGCUAUUGUACAUUGCAACAUCUUUCCAAAAGAAUAAUAAAUCAUCAACAUAAAACAAACAGUACAGUUUCUUUUGCCCCUCCUCUUUGACAAAUACACAUGGAUCAGCUUUCCCUUGCUGAAAACCUAGAGAAAACAAUACUUCAGUGAGUUUUGUGUGCCAACACCGUGCACUUUGUUUGAGACCAUAAAGGGAUUUCUUCAGAGCACAAACAAAUCCCUGUUUUACCUGUACGCCAUCAGGUGGAAGCAUAUAAAGUGAUUCAUCUAGAGAUCCGUACAGAAAAGCUGUAUUAAUAUCAUGGUGACUAAUGUGUAGAUUUUCCUCUGCAGCUAGCUUGAGCAUAAGCCUAAUGCUUUCAUAUCUCACUGUGGGUGAAUAGGUCUCGUGAUAGUCUUCACCUGGUACCUGUGCAAAACCUCUGGCUACCAAUCUGGCUUUGUGUCUGACUAUCUUGCCAUUUUGAUCUGUCUUCGCUUUGAAGACCCAUUUGCUUCCAAGCAGUUUCAUUCCUGGAACUACUGGAACUAGCUCCCAUGUUUUGUUCCUUUCUAAGGAAUCAAGCUCAGCCUUCAUGGCAUUUAACCAUGGCUCAGCUUCCUUUGAAUCCAAACCCUGGAUUUCUUGGAAACUUGAAGGUUCAAAUACCUUCUUGGAGCUUUUAACAGCUGUUACUGCUAUCGUAGCAAACUCAUCAGCAAAUCUCUUUGGAGGUUUGCCUUUUGUGGCUCUCUGUGACCUACGAAUUAUCCUUAAGUCUUCAACACUCUCCUCUUCCUUCUUAGGAGAAAAACGACCUAUUGUGAACAAUGGUUCCUCCAAUUCUUGAUCAGAGCUUUCAGAGGGUCGCAUAGAGGCUUUCGCACUCUUGAAAUCCUCUGAAUCACCCGAUUCAGUUUCAGAUUCAGACUCAGAACCUUCAUCAGUGGGUGUGGGCUGUUGUGGUUGCUUUGACUAUCCUCAGUCUCAUCACCGUCAUCAGGAUAACAUUGGAAAAUUCCCACAUUCUCCCCCACUUUGCAUUGUACUCAACACUUCUCGUGAGCUUAAUUGUCUUAGAGUCAGUCAUCAUUAUUCUGUAAGACCCUUUCUGAUAACCUAGAAAGAUACCAUGCAAUCCACGCUUGUCUAACUUGGAGAUUUGUGGUGAGCGAACCCACAUGUCAGAACCAAAAAUCUUCAUGUGUUUGAUGUAUGGCUUCUUGCCAAACAUCUUCUCAUAGGGGGUACAUCCAAUCGCUGAAGAUAACCUGCGAUUGUAACUGUAAACAAAACACGAGAGAGAUUCGGCCCAAUAACUCUCUGGAAGAUUGGCAUCAUGCAGCAAGGUUUUUAACCCUUGAAGCAAUGUCUGAUUUGCCCGUUCCGCAAGUCCAUUCUGCCAUGGCGAGCGAGGACUAGACAAAUCGUGUUGAAUUCCUUUCUCAGUCAGAAAAGCUUCAAACUGCUGAGAAGUGAAUUCCCCCGCGAUCACUGAAAAGAGUCUUUAUCUUCUUACCAUGCACAUUUUCCAACCAAGCACAGAAUUCCUUGAACCUAGGAAAAGCCUCCGAUUUCUGCUUGAGAUUGUACACAAAAAUAUAUCUAGAAAAUGCAUCAAUGAGAACCAUGAAGUAUCUAUUUCCACCCAAAGAGGGCGAUAGUGGUCCAACCAAAUCAGCAUGAACAACCUGGUAUGGUUCUGUAGCUUUCCUACUAGACACCUUACCUUUCGCAGCCAUUUUCACCUUGUUUGCUGCGCAUGCUUUGCACUUCAUGUGGUACCUGCAGGGUUUAAUAGUCAUACCUUCAACCAAGGCAGGCAUUUUAGAUACUGCCUCAAAAUGCAAAUGACCAAAUUUUCGAUGAAAAUCGUGAAUACAUUCUGCAUGCAAACUUUUGUUAGAACCUGCAAUGCAACAAGUGUCAUCCUGCACCACAUCAUCAUAAUACAAAACAAACAAAUGAUCAACAUAUUCUGCAUGCAAUACAUAAUCAUUUUUCUUUGUGAUGAUGCACUUCUUGUUCUUGAAGGAAACGUCAAUGUUCCGCUCAUUCAGCUGUCCAACGCUGAGCAGAUUAUGUUUGGCGUCUGGCACGUAAAGCACAUUCUGUAUCGAUAAGUCCAAACUGUGAAGAACAACAGUUCCGUAGCCUUUACUGGGAAUAGUGUGGUCAUCCGCCUGGUGAAUCGCACCUUCCUGCGGUGUAAAAGACACAAACAGUUUCUUAUCGUUGCACAUGUGGUGGGUGGCCGCUGAAUCAACAACGAAGAAAGAUCUAGACGUCUUCUGGACCUCUGCAACCUUUGGAGUGAAGCGUGAAACCAUAGCCUUGUGCUGCGUUGUCCUAGACACCGGACCUUUGCCUUUGCCUCGGCCUUUUCCGCGCGAUGAGCUUUCGCUGCGCUGCUCUGUCUUGGCCCUGGGAUGUCUGCAUUCCCUCUUCAUAUGGCCUAGACGUCCACACGAGUAGCAUUUCACUGCCUUCAAAGCUUUGGCGCCAUCUGGUGGUUCCACUGCACUAUGGGAUGACGUCUGUGAAGACUCCCCUUGCCCAUGCAGCUAGCACCCCGGCGAUCUGCUUCAUUUAAAAUCACGGCAGUAACAAAGUCCACUGUCAGCUGAGCAGUUGGUUGCACAGCAAUCUGGGUUGCAACAGACUCCCAACCUGAACCCAAAGAUUGUAGUAUCAUGAAAGAAUACACAGCCUCUGGAAAGUUGAGUCCUCUCUGUUGCAGCUCAUGUCUCAGAUUUUGCAUCUCCAUUAGAUGUAAACGCACAUCUCCACCUUCAGCAAGAGCCAUAUUAUGCAGCUUGUUAAAAUAAAACAUAGUGGAUCCAGCUUCUGUCCUUAAGUGAGCCUCUCUCAGAGCGUCCCAAAUUUCUCUGGCUGAGGUCUUAUCACGCAAUAGACAGAGCUCUUCUGGGGAUACUAUCAAUGUAAGAGUUCCCCUUGCUUUGGAAUCCUUAGCUUCCCAUGCAUCUGUAACUGGAACUGGGGGUUCCUGUAAUCACCUCAAACAAACCCUCUUUCCGCAGAAUUGCCUCUGCAUACUGAACCCAGUCGCUGUAAUUUUUCUUGUUGAGCUUAGGAAUCCCACAAGCAUCCUGAAGGGCCAUCAUGACUCUGGCAUUAGCCUUCAGCGUCAUAUCUGUGCUGCUUUAAAUCUUGCUGCGUCACUGCUGCAGCUGCCUCAUUACAAAGGCACACUUAAAAGUUACUUCGAUUUCCCCAGCAUAGUGACUUGUGCCUGGGAGCCUUUUGCCUAUUCCGGCAAAACCGGCUUUAAAAGUUCAAAGUCCAGCCAUAAAGCCAUUAUCUUGAAGCUGGCAGGCUGCCCGGAGCAGUAGCACAUACCUCAUCAAUCACUUCUACGCGCAGAGCAGAUUCCUUUCCGAUCCGUCCCUCUGCAUUCCGAUCCUCUGCCGGCACUCCGAUUCGACCUCUGGGCCCAUAACCACGUGUUGAUUUAAGCAGAGUCUUGUUGGCCAGCGGAAGGAUGAGGAAAAUGUGUUACAUACUCUAAAUUGCUUUAUUUACAGUUCAAAGCUGGUAUAUUACAGAAAGACAUCUUGCCUCUGCAAGAGCAGAAAAAUGCAUCCUCUCUCCUCGACAGCUCGGAGAGAAUCACACAGUGAAAAACAGGAAACCAGUGUACGUCACAUCCAGUCUCCCUUUCCCGUGAGAAACUCCAACAGUACAGACUGUGGAAUGUAAACACCUGUCUUGUGACUGCAGUUGCUGCUCAGUGAAGGAAAUAGAAACCAACAAUAUUAGCUCCUUUAAAAACUUGCCCCUUGGCAACUGUAACUGCAGAGUGGUAAUAGUUUAUUAUAGCAUCUGACCUUGUGUUCAGUCUGGUAUGACCACCCUCUUAAAAACACUCAGGAGACAAGCUGUGGCAGGUGGGGAAAGUGGUCACAACAAUGGUCAUGCUGGACUUACCCAGUGAUCAGAGACCAUAUGCUGCCCUGUCUCCAUGCCCUUAAAGCUACCACAUAGUGUGUUUUAAAUGCAGGCCUAAAUGACCUGGGCAGCUCCAGAUAUUCCUAGACUACAACUCCCAUGCUGGCAGAGGUUGAUGGGAGUUAGAGUCCAAUAACACCCGGAAAGUCACAGUAUAAAGUGAUUACUCUGCCGCUUGCUGGGCUGAACGAAAACUAUUUCCACUUCCAUUUUUCAGUGUAUUCGUUACAUUUUCAGCGUACUCAUUUUUAUCCUGCUCUGCAGCCAAAAAGGGCUCCUCGGGCAGCUUGCAGAUGUGAGUAGUGCAAGAUAAGCCCUGCCCCCAGGCUUACAAGCUGAAAUGCAUGACACAAAAGGAAAAGAGAUGGGGAGGAGAGAAGGGGUACUAGUUCUCAGUUAUAAAGCUCUUGCAGUCACUAGCUGGGAUGAAAAAGUUUUGUUAAGAGCAGGAGCCAAAAGUUCCUGAGUUGAUGGAGAGGCCCUGUUCCCCCAUCUCUCUCCCUCUAUGGUUACUGAAGACAGUUGAGAGCAGAGACUGAUGGUGCUUGAGAGAACUACUGUCAGUGCAUGAAAGUGACAAAUGAGGUGGGGAAACCCUCUUCUCCUCCCACACCUGCUGUUGCAGAUCCUGCUGCCACCUCCACUUGCCAGGGAAGUCAGGGGAAUCGGGGAGUGUGUUCUUGGGGCUUGGGUGGGGCAAACAGUUUCUUUCUUUUUUUUAAGUGUCUAUUUCAGUUUUUAUAAUAAUGUUAAAUAACAGUACAAAGUCACAACCGUUCCGUACAGAGCAGUCUUCAGAUUGACUUAGAAAAUGCCAUUUAUCCCCUCCCUCAGAAGAAAUAAUCUAAGUCCCAAGAGAAACCAAAGUGAGCAUGGGAGAACUCGCCCCUCUCCAGUUUGAACGGAGAUUGUAAGGAUUAUUAUGGUAAUGUAAACUAGUAGGUUAAUUUUAUCCCCAUACUGUAGAUGUGGUGGUGCUGGCAAGGAACGGCUUUCUUAAUGCCACUAGUGAGUUCACAGCAUGGGUGACAUCCAAACCAGGGACAUUCUGGUUCACAGCCCAGUCAGAAUUGGAUGUAUCCCUACCCUCUACCUCCAUAUCGUAAGUGGCAUGCAGAAUAUUUCCUAGGCUGCAUAGUGAAAAGCUGUAAGGAGGCAGCUGCAAAAGGGGAAGCUUAAAAGCAGCCAUCAGAUGGGAGCCCUUCAGAAAUAUAGAAAGCUGCCUUAUACUGAGCCAAACCAUUGGUCCAUCUUGCUUAGCAUUGUCUCUGUUGACUUGCAGCAGCUCUCCAGGAUUUUGGACAGGGGUCUCAGCCAGCCCUAAAGAUGCUGGGCAGAUACUCUACCACUGACCCACAGCCCUAUCCAUUCAUUGACCUCUGGCCCUCAGUCAUCACUUAAAACUGCCAUGAAAUCUAUUUACAUUCAGUCACAAGCACUUACGUACAUUGACAGGUUUUUAACAAAGCUGCCAGUGCAGAAUUCCCUGAAUAAAAGGCUUGCUCUAAUUUUUUCCUUAAGUGUGGUUCAACAUUUUCCCAUUAUCUUCAAAAUAGUAACUGCUGUGUGGAUAAUUUGAGUAAGUGCCAUGAAAUCUUUGCUAUCAAUCACUUAUUAUGCAUGAUAAUAAGUAUAAUAUUAUUACUUAGUAUUGGGCAAAAGGGAAUUACAUAUGCACUGGGGAGAAAGCCUUGCUGAGUCUCAGCAGGAGACUAUGCCCCUUGAGGAACGGAGGUCAAAUUGCAAAAGAUAAACAUUGCUUGCUUCUGAUCGUAAGUUAACUCAGCUAUUUCAGUUAACUUGAGUGUUAUAGCUUCAUAAAGUCUAUCUUUGAAGCAAGCCGAUCCAAAUGCGACAAAUUCUCCUAUCCCUCAGCUGUGGCAGACAAACAUAGAGUAGACUGUAUCCAUGCCAAUGGGGAUUCACCAAAUGCAAAAAGUGAACACAAUAGCUGAAGGCUGCUUGGUUAUUUGACUGUGAUUUCAUGAUCUACAACAGAACCAACUGCAAGCAUUUGUCUUAAGAGCACCAUCCCAUAACGUCUUUCUGAAGCAAGUUUCAUUGACAUUACACCCAGGUGUAAAGCAUUGCAGUUUAUUCUAAUUUACCAUAUGGGGCAGUAUCUGGCAGGGAAAGCUGAAAUACCAGUCAAAAGGUCAGUAUAUAAAUUGGUAUUCCCCAUCCACACAGUCCAUAUUACAGAGGGUGUCAUAUUCAAGAUUGGUUCAUUUUUAUUUCUUUUUACAUGAAAUAUGGCUUCAGGAGGGAAAUGCAGAACAGGUAUUUUUUUGUAUCAUCAUCAUGGUGCAAAGGGCAGCGUGUCUUGCCAACAUAUAUUGAGAAGCCGAUAUACUGUACUUGGCUCGGCAUAUGAAUUCUUUUUUUAAAAAGGCAUUUGUUUUCAAUCACCAUUCAUGCCUAGCAGGGCCCAUAUUUUUGUCUUGAUUCAUUUUGUGGUGGAAAAAGGAACAUGUACUGUAUAGUGAGACUGGCUCAUAUGUCACAGUACCAAAUGCCACCCAUUGGCUCUUCUGAUCUUUCCAUCCAUGCCUUGCUUCAUCUUGGGGCAUAGGAGCCCCAACCCUUGGAUGAGGACGCCAAGAGGUGGUUGACAGUGCUGCAGGCAUGUUCAGUGCUGCAUUGUGUAUCGGUCACUUCCUUGCAAGACUUGCAAGUGGCCAGGAGCUGUGAACCAAGGAGGAAGAUGGGGAAUGUAUCUUAGGCCACCCAUAGCCUCAGGGAAAGAUUGCCAUCAUGCAACACAGCUUCUGAGCCCUACCGACUACCUGUGUGUGCCUACCAUGGUGGAGGAGAACUUUGGGAAGGAGAGGGAGCCUGUCAAAGGAGCUCGGGUGCCUCUGGCAAAGUAAUACAAGAGGAGCAUGUUGGUGGCUUAUUGUUGAGUCUGCAUUAUCAUCACUAGUCAGAUACAUUUGGAGUCAACUUGGACAGCUUUCAAAGGGGAUUGGACAAAAUAACAGGAGAUAAGUAUCAAUGACUGCUAAUCGCAAUGGCAGCAUAUCACCUCCCAUGCCAGAGGCGGUAUGCAUCUGAGAGUGCUAUGGUGAUUGUUUUCUGCUUAUGGGUUUCCCAGAUGCAUCAGGUAGGCCAUGGCAGGGACAGGAUCCUGACCUGGAUGAACCUUUGACAUGAUCCAGUGGUGCUCUUAUGGUGCUUUUAUGAGCCAAAGGUCAUAGAUCAUAGAAGUAGAGAUCACAACUGUAUAGCAGUGAUUUGCUUGUUAUGGAAAGGGAAGGACUGACGUUUGCUAGGGGUGCUUGUGCCAUGACCCUAAUGCUGCUGCUGCUGCUGUUAAAAUAAUAAUAUUGUGAUUUACGUCUUCAGUGCAUCGGUCACUGUGGAGUGCAGGUGGACAGUUUGCAUCCUUUGAGCACAGAGUUGGCAUAAUUAUUCCCAGGCAACCGGGGCAAAGGCAGGAGUAGAAAACCAUUUGAUUUUAUGAAUGGAUUUGUUGGGACAAAAGUAACUGAUGUAAGCAGAUAUUAUUAACACCAUUGUUAUCACUUGGAAUAUCUGAGUUUAUGCCAAGGCUGCCUGUAGGCACUUCUUGGCAUGUAAAAAUACCUCCUAUGCCUUCAUCAGAAUUUCUGCCAUUUUCACCCAUCCCUGCCUUGCAUUUUCAACUGAGCCCCGCUCCCUCCCUGCAAUUCGCCACGCGAGAGGCUGUUGGAAAACUUCCUGUGCAAGCAUGGGAGCCAUAAAUGGCUUUUUCUGGCUUUUAUAAUCCAGUGCGGAGACACACACACACUCUCCUCUAGCUGACUCUAGGCAACUGAGAAAAUACAGGUCACUCCAGCAGACGGGGAUUCCUCUGCACGUGAUUGUAUUUCAGCUCCUGUAGAGGAAAGUGAAUAUUAUGAGAGUUGGAUUGAUGCAGCUGGGCGAUCCGUUUGCCCGGCUCCUCCUUUGCAAACAUACAGCCGUCAUCUCUUUUGGGUUUCCUUCCUCCAUAACCAUGGACUACAGCCUCCAGGGAACGGAGAUCACAGAUGUAUGUGAGUAAUUACAUUUAAAUAGAUUGGAGGGGGUGAGGGAAAGGGAGAGAGAGAGAAAUAAAAAAUCAGACUUACGCUACGUAAGAAUUCUUGUGUUAAACUUGAUUUCCCCUCCCCCUCCAAGAAAGAGCCUGGUUUUGUCAGAACUGUCUUUUUAAAACUAUAAAUAUAAAACUAUCUUAAAACAUUCUUCGGCAGCCAAGCAAAAAAUCCCACGCGUCUUUAGAGGUCAUUGCUUUCUGUGUGCAUGGCUGUAUGUUUUGCAUAGAGAGUAGCUUCCUUCUCCUCAGCGCAGCUUUUAGGAUGCAAUCUGAGAUUAAUCAUCAUCAUUACUGACAAGAAGUAUGUGGGUCAGUUUGUCGAGUUAUUCCUCUGAUGGUGUCGUAGCUUAAGGUCGUGCUGUAUCAUAAAGUGUCAAAUGUGCUGUUAUUUAUUGCUUCCCGCAGUGGUCCAAGAGACUGCAUGACAUAUUUCUGGAUAUGUGAAGUCAGAUAUAAUAAUUUAAAACACACACAUCUGCAUACAAUUGCUCAGGAAACAAUUUAUAAGGAAGUGAGGUUGUGCUUCUAUGUGAACAGAAAGACAUGCUGUAGUGCUGAUCCUCUGCUGAGUGCCUUCUAAAUGUCAGAGAAUAGGAUGUGAUAUCCUGACAGGUGCUAUAUGAACAUUAUGCCCAGAUUAUGCCGAAAGUGAAUUGAGUUAAUGGUUAAUUCUGUACAAAGUACAAUCCUUUCACCUUGCAAAAGGCAUCUGUGGUAUCAAGAGUGUGGAAGAAAGACACAAAAUACUAAUGAAAUGAGGAGAAGGUUUGGUAUUCCAGAACAAAAUGAUUUCUCUUCUGCAGGAAUUGUGUUUCCUAGAUUCUCAAACACACCCUGGCAGGAAGUUAAUAAUCUAUCAAAUCCCAUACUGUUCUGAAAGGUCGUGCAAAAGAGUAGAAGAGGAAGAGAUGUAGGAAGAGGUGCUUCCUAGCUAGGGUAAAAGACCUUAGUGGGAUUCAUUGUUUGACAUCAAAACCUGGUAUUUGGCUCCUUUCAGUCUUGUGAAGUGGGCGGCUGCAGGGAGAGAAUAUGAAAUUGCUGUGUUGAGUCAACUCCCUUUAUCCAUCUAGACCAGUAUUGACUAUUUUGACUGGCAGAAGCCCUCAAAGGCCUUUGGCAGAGCGCUUUCCCAGCUCUGCUUUUUCAUACGAUUUGACAGUAGAUGGUAGAGAUAGAACUUGAGACGUUUUGCACACAAACCAUGUAUCCUACAACUGAGCCGUGCCCCUUCCUUAUAUGUUUGCACAUCAAAUUAUUUACAGCAGGGCGGGAUAUAUUGGCCUACUCUGCACAACACACUGAGCCAAACUAUGGUUUACAGGCUUCGUUCAGGUGGUCUUUAGCAUGUCUGGAAAAAUAAAAUUGAAAAUCAUAUAGCAGCUAGCACAGUCCGUUACAAGUGCUAACAAUAGGCAGGGAAAUAAUUAAGUGGUCCACCCAGACCCUCAGCAAUUUUCAAGUGGUUCAUAGGGAGAAAGAUUUGAGCUUAGUGAGACAAUACGAAUAGAAAGAAGAUCACAAUUACUUUGCUGCGCCCUGGUUGUUUUUGCUGCCACAUUGAAUGAAGCCAAAGUUUGGUUUAGCACGUUGUCCAAACUAGGGCUCAUGGUUAAGCUCUCUCUCCCUGCUAACCAUGAGAUGUAGCUACAGAUCUGACAUCAGAAAGGUCAAGAGUCAGAAACAGGGUGUGUGGGGAGGGACAUUUCAGCCUCUCAGGACCUUAGUGGACAUUCUGAAACAAAGCAACUUUGAAGGGGGUGGGACUCUAGUAUGAAAUUGCUGAAUUACAACCUAUUAAGAAGUUCAGUUAAUUAGCUGCUAUCUGUGUUAUCACCAACACUGUUUUGUGAAUGGUCACUGAACUUAUUCAACAUAAUUGUCACAUUGUAUUUUUUUAUUAUUCCCCUCUGAACUCAUUGUUUUACGUUUAGUUUUACGUGUGUGUGUGUGUGUGUGUGUGUGUGUAUCAGCUUAAAAUAGGAAAAUGCUUAAUGCAUCUGAUGAAGCUGACUGCAGCCCAUGAAAGGUUAGAGCAUAAUCAAUGUGCAGUAUGUAAAUAAUCAUGGGACUUUUUGCUGCUAUAUACCUGCCAUCAUAAUUUUGAAAAUCCAGUAGACACAAAGUGGGUGAGGGAAGCUGGUGGAGUAUGCUGGUGGAGCAGUCCCAAAAAACUAAUAAAGAAUUAAGAUUAUUUGGAGCAACAAAUUUGAUGGCAACAAGUAGCUGUCUGACAGAAGUCGUCAUUUCUGCCUGCAUUGGUACUUUCUGGUUCGUCAUGGUAAACAAAACAAACUAGAAUUAAAACAACAUUGGAAAUUCUCAGUCAUGUCCUCACCUUGCCUGAAAUUAUGUAAACUCUGUGCCUCAGUUUCAUCAAGCUUUACAGAAAAAUUAAAAGUAGAUAUUCUACUUGUGGAUAUGCUUCACAGCAGGCUGGGGGUGCAGCAAACCUUUAAGCCAAGGCUACAGAUCAGCCUGUCCCAACCCAUUGCCCUUUAGAUGUGUGGGACUACAACUUCCAUCAUUCUUGACUAUUGGUCAUGCUGUGUGGAAUGAUGGGAGUUGUAGUCCAAAACAUCUGGAGGAUACCAGCCUAGAGAAGGCUGUUGUAGAUGAACCUAUUCUGGCAGGAUGUAGAUCCAUGUCUUGUCCCACUAGGUAUGUUAUUUUAAGCAAACUCUAGGGAAGCUCACAGUGCAAAAAAACAUAAACAAUUAUUCUCUUGCCAUGAACUGCAUUGUUAAGUACCAAUAAAAAACAGCAACGGUCGCUAACCAGCAGCCUUUUCCCCUAGACAUUUUAUUUUAUUUGGACUUUGAAAGGCAAUUGAGGGCACAUGUCACAUUACAUGCAAAUGUAUUUUAAAAAGUGCUGUUGGACAUUUUUAAAACAUCUUCAGGAUGAGGCUAUUUUGAGGUUAGAAAUGGUGGCGUAUGUGUGUAUGUUUAAACCUUUCCCUGCUGGCCAUUGUUCUGCUCAAAAUCAUUCCCUAAGCGACUUUCCCUCCUGUUGGUAGGAUUUCAGAUCCUUUUUUAAGAAAGAUAAACAAGUAUCAGGAACUCAUGGGACAGCAGGAGGACACUUUUGUGCAGAAAAAUGGAAAACAGGAAAGGGGUGAAACAUCCCCCUUUCCUCCACUUAACAGCUUUUACCCUGAUGUUAAAAAUGGCGAGUGGUGCUUGAGGAAUUUGAUAUGUGUGUGUUCCGAUAACAGCUGACCUGAUCCGCAGCUCCCAGACUCAUGUGUGGAUCAGAACGCAGCCGUAAUUUGGAUUUUGCAGUUCUCCAAGUUUUGCAAUGCGACUGUCAGCUCAAAAAUAUAUUAAAAAUGCAUUUUAAAAUGUGUACUUUUGGGGAGGAAAUACAUUCGAAAAUAUGUGUGCACAAAAUUUCAUGCAGAUUUUUUAAAAUUACAAAUGAACUUUUGAACAAGCAGUAGAGAAAGUGACAUAGUAUGGAAAUAUUGAUCCAUUCAUCCCUAACUGACUUCCUUAAAUGGGUUUGAAGACAACAUGGUCUACAGAGCAGUCUGUUCUGACUGGCAAACUCCAGUCAAUUCUUCAGUCAACAUGGAAUUUGUCCUGCAGAUUUAGUGGUUUCUGCACCGGACUGUUAACCCUGCUUAUAUUAAUAUUUAAAUUCCCUGUGUUGUUCCACCAAAAUCAUUCACUUCCUUACUAUCAUAGGUCAAUCACCACUGCCUUGCUUUAUCAUAUAUCAGCUUAGCUGAUCAUAUACCGUAAUACUUUUUAGGUCCUGCACUGAGAAGGCAGCUAAUGAGACACAGCUGGAAAUCAACUACUCUUCCUGGGUAAAGUGGUUCAUCUGCCUUAAUUGGAUUUGUGUAACACAUUCCUCCAAAAUUUCCAGUUCAAUUAAGGCUAAGAAUAGCAUGGAAAUGAUAACUGCGAAGAAGAAGAAAAAAAUAUGGAAAGAGAAUCAAGGUAUAGAAAUGCAACAAGAGAAUUUAAAGCAGGACUGAGUGUAGGCAGACGUAUUCUGUGAAAUUAUCUACAAGAUCCUUUCUUCAAAUUCUGCCUGCAAUUUUGUACUCGGUAUUUUUCAGUUUUCUCCUUGAGCAGGGAUGAAGAACCAAUGGUCAUCUAAGUGUUGAACCACGAUUCUCAUUAUCCCCUGUCCACUGGCCAUGCUGGAUGAGGGCAUUGGGCUGAUGGGAGUUGGAGUUCAGUGACAUCGGGAGGGACACGGACUUCCCAACCCUGUCUAGACAUAUAUCCCAGGUUUAACUUUAGCAUUCUGGCAGAGCCUAUAACUGUGCUAACACUGGUCUUGUACUGCACCCCUUGCACUGAAUUGCUGCAUCUGGGAAUAGCCUUGGAUUUUGAUUUCCCACAAUGCCCUGAAGUAACACUUUGUUGGAGGCAUUAUGGGAAAUUAAAAUGGAGGCUCCAAGCUGCCCUGCCUUAUUGUAGCCCUCCUGUUGCCCACCACCAGACCCACUGAAGGACCCCCUUCAAAUCUGGCCCUGCGUAUAAUUCACCUGCUUACCUAGUGCCAGUAGCAAACAGGCAGGAAACUCAAGUUGCAAGGCAAAUCCAGUUUGGUGCAGCGGUCGGAGUGUUGGACUAGGAUAUGAGUGACCAAAGUUCAAACCCUCUAAAGCUCAAUGGGUGACUUUGGGCCAGUCACAGUCUCUCAUCCUAACCUACCACACAAGAGUUAUUGUGAGGAUAAAAUGCGGGUGGGUGGGGGGAGGAGAGAAACUUGUUAUUAUCCAUCUUCAGUUCCUUGGAGGAAAUAUGAGGUAUAAAUGCAAUAAAUAAAAUAAUACAGUGGCACCUCAGGUUACAGACGCUUCAGGUUACAGACUCCGCUAACCCAGAAAUAGUACCUUGGAUUAAGAACUUUGCAUCAGGAUGAGAACAGAAAUGGCACAGCGGCCAGCAGGAGGCCCCAUUAGCUAAAGUGGUACCUCAGGUUAAGAACAGUUUCAGGUUAAGAACAGACCUCCAGAACGAAUUAAGUUCUUAACCUGAGGUACCACUGUGAGGUAAAGCCAGGACCUCGGCAAAAGCCAUGGAAGAAAGAAGGGAGAUGGACAACUGUGUUGGGACUUUCUCCUAUUUAUCUGAAGCCCAAGUAAUUGCUAAGUAUCUUAAUGCAGAUGGGCUGAAGCUCAGUAAAAGAGCCUCAGUGUUGCAUGCAGAAGGUCCCAGGUUCAAAUCCCGGCAUCUCGAGGUGGAGCUAGGAGGGUCCCUGACUGAAAUGCUGGAGAGCCACUGGCAGUCAGUGCAGACAGUACUGAGCUAGAUGGGCCCAAUUAAUCUGAUUCAGUAUAAGGCAGCUUCCUGUGCUAAUUUCUUCCUUCACUUGAACCUUUUGUUUACGUCACACAGUAUUUCCCAGGCUUUGAAAAAGGGUUGCCUGACUUUUUCUUCGUGUAGUGGUUGCCAUGGCAGGGGAACUGUUCAUUCUGUUGCAAGGUCAGAAAAUGUCAGGCACAAACUCACAUUAAACCACAUCGGCUGCUUGAUUCACGCAACUGAGAAACACUGUCAGCGCCAGAGUCCCAGUUUCGGAAAGAUGCAGAACCAUUUCAGCUAAGAAAUUGGCCUCACUGUGGGUUCCUUGCACAUUAGUGCUGUUGCAGAUGAUGAGGAAUUACCCCCUGGUUAAGUGCCCUGAAGACUGUGUCAUUGGGGUAUAAUUAUUAUACACUAUACCUGCCAACUCUUGCCACUGAACAUGAACACAGGGUCAGGUGAAGCAUUUUGCAGGGGAGGUCAGCGUACAAGAAGGGGAACUUAACCCGCCUCCAUACCUGCAGGUUCUCCCUUCAUAUGCCCUGCCAGGCCAUUUUCCUCUGCAGCUGUGCUUUCUCUGGUUUGACUGAAGGGAGAGGGACAGUAAAAAGUAAACAAAAACCCUAGGUAGGGAGAAGAGCAUUUGCAGGUGAAAAUAGGCAAGCGAGAAAGGUUGAAGUAUCUCCUCAACCACCAAGUCCUUUGUUCCUAGAACCCCCCACCCCCAAAUCAGUUUUGUAGGUUCCCCCAACCCUCUGGAGCAGAACUGGGGAGGGCACAAGGCACAGGGGAGAGAAGGGAGGAAUCUCAUUGUGCAAGUGGGAAUCCUUGCACUGACAGGCCGUUUGCUUAGCGCUGCUUGCAAAGGUUUGGAAACAGGGUCUUUAAAAAAGAAAAAAAAUGUAGCAUGAAAUUCAGCCCCUGACUUUAUCAUGUAGCCUGGUGCCUUCAAAGCCAAGGAAAAGUUGCUUAAAAGAUGCAAAAAACUGAAGAGCAAGCAGCUACUUGGGGAAAAUGUUUUGUUGUAACGCUGGCUUCAGAGACAGAUCUAUCACCGUAAUUGAAUCUAGGCCAUAGCAAUAGGCUUAAAAGCUCUUUAUGAAAUAAGACGCUCGUGAAUCCCGUGAGAAAACUAUGCUUUUCUCAGAAAGAAAGAAUUCCAAGUAUACGAUGAUAGUGCUUAACAGCUGGAUGGUGAAGAUAAUGUUUGAGUAUCUACCAGGAGUAACCACUUAAUAAAUGGAGAUUUUAAGCCAGGGUUGGAGAAGCAGUAGCCCUCCAGAUGAUACUGGACUAUAACUCCCAUCGUCCUUGACCACUAGCCAUGCUGGUUAGGGCUGAUGGGAGUUGGAGUACCACAGGUUACUCCACAGAGGGCCACAGCUUCCCCAUAUCUGCUUUGGGAAAGGGGAAGUAGGGGGCAUAUGAUAAUUACCCACCCUUUUUCAACCUGCCCCAUAACCUCCCUGUUUUCAGAGGCAGACAGGCAACAAUUGAAUGAUGAAAACACCUCAUAGUAAAUGAUCAUUUAUAUUCACCCAUUAAUGUAUAGGUUGUAACCCUAUACUUACUGACUUGGGAACAAGUUCCACUGAAGUCACUGGGGCUAACUUCUAAGUAGGCAUUUAUAGGAUUGCGCUAACAGUGCAUAUAGCCCCUUGGGCAGAUUGUUAACCUUCUAUUGUUAACCUUCUACAAUGAAAAUGGGCACAUAAGUGUGUUAGCUUGGUAGGUUGUUUACCAGCUUCUCAAAUAGUUCCUAUAUACCCUAGGAACUUACCACAUGAUAAUCAUCUGGCUUCGCUAUAACUUGGAAACAGGCCUUGGAAAAAAAUCUGAUCUCCAACUGCUCUGCAUUUGAGAUUGUACAUUUGUGCCCUUGCCAUUAUGGUAUUUUCGAUAGCUUGUCACUUGCUGUGAGCUGAAAAUGUGCCCAGGGACCUGAGGACACAGCACAGCUAGGAGCUGUGGUUGUAUUUAUUUGUUUCUGGAUAAUGACAGAUGAGGUAAUGCCAGUAUCUGUCUUGCUUCAAAGGAAAGAAACUCUCGUCCCUGAUGGGGGUGGGGAGGGGGAAUCUUGUCAUUAUGGUUUGGUUUGAGAUGGCUAUUUGGGGAAAAGAUUUCCCCCCUUCAUAUUUUAAUAUUUUUUAAUACGUAAAUGAUGCAUGAUAUAAUGUAUUUGCUUUUGCAAUGUGCUUUGUGUUUUCUCAUGAGAGGAAAGGUGUGAUAUGUAUUUUUCAAAAAAAUGAAUAAAAUAUAAACAAGAUCCCAAUAGCAUUGGGAAGGCAAAUAUAUACCAAUUCACUUGCAGGAGUGCCCACUUCACACUUCCCUCACUCCUGCCUUUUCCUAGCAGGGGGAAAUGGUCAAUGGUCAGGAAUGAUUCUGGUUUCUGGGUCCUGCUUGCUUCUUUCCCAAAGGCGUCUGGUUGGCCAAUGGGAGGACAGGAUGCUGGACUCGAUGGGCCCAUUGGCCUGAUGCAGCAGGCUCUGCUUAUGCUCUUAUGAAACAAACCAAAGUGUGUUACGUGCAAAGCAAUGUUCCUGUUUGGUUUCCUCCAGGUUGGGUUGUGCAACAUUCAUCUCCCUUGACUUUAAAAGCCAUUUUUAGUCUUGUCAAUGUCAUUUGCCUACUGUUGUUGAUGGAACAAGUGGAACUGACAAAGCUCCCUUGAGCUCAGGGGUCUGAAGGAAGAUCACUCAAAGCAAAGAAAUGGCUUGGAUCCUGCUUUGCAGAAUCAUGUGAAUUAAAGCCCUCUCUCUUAAAACACCUGGAGUUUCUAUUGGGAAUACUUCCUAUUGGAAAAGGUCAUGUCAACUCAGGAAGCAGAGGCUGGGUGGAAUUCAAAAUCCACUGCAACCAUACAAUGGCGUGUCAGUGUUCCAAACUAUGUGGACAUCUUCUGCCCAUGUGAACAAGGUUCAUUGAUUUGGGAUAAGAGCCCAGCAUCAACAAUCUCUGAAACAACGUUGAGUGAUCCUCAUUGUGUAAACAGGACAGGCUCUUGGGAGUCCCAUGAAAACAGUGCUUAGGGGCCUCAACAUCUCCAAAGUGGGUGGUACCCAGUGCUUUUUUUUGGGGGGGGAUGCAGGGGUACACAUACACCUAAACAUUUUUUUGAAUCUCUGUACUUUUGUCCAUUUACUGUAUUUAUUUCCCCCGAUUUGAACUAUAAAACUGUGAUCUUCUUGAAUCAAAGUGAGGGUACCCCUAAACAUUUUCUAAAGAAAAAAAAGCACUGGUGGUACCAUCCCAUGAGGGGUGGGAUUACCUAGUGGGGCCCUAAGAGGCAAGGGAGGUUCUGAAGACGUAAAUGACUAUCAGACACUGGGAACCAUUGCACAGCAAGGAGCUUUUCAAUUUUGCAGUGCCACUGCUUGCAGUGUUACAGGAGCAAGACCUUUAUUUUGGCCUAUGUGGGUGACGGUUAAAUUAGACCUUAGUAAAUUAGACCUAUAGUACAUGCAAGAAGCCAGAGGACCAUAUAAAAGCAGAGUUAUCUAGUUCUUUAAAGAAAGCUCAAUUUUAAAAAAGAAAUCUUGGUUCUAUAAUGAAACCUUGCUUUGGGUUUCUGUGUGUGCAUGUGUGCUCAGACUCAGGUGAGAAGAAUGCAGCUGCCACUCUCCAUAUGUAUACUCAGCUUUCCAUCUACCUAAAUUUAUUCACCUCUUUUACAUACUUGUCAGCUGUUCAGAGAAAGAAAGCAAAAAAUAAUCGCUUGGCUUGCGAUAGGUGCUUGUGACUCUGUGUUCUAACUAAUGGGCUGUUCUGUAGCAGGCUUACAGCUCAGCACACUGCUGCUGCAUGAGGCAGAGUCAAGUUAUGGAGGAUGGGAUUGAGGUGCGUUUCCUGCAGCUGGUCCAGGAAGACCCAGAGGGAGACAGAAGGAUUUGGGAAGAGAGGCCCUUGAGAGGGAAAAAGUUCAAGGGACAAAAGCCUUGGAAGCAGGAGAGGCUCUGACGUAUCUGAUUGCCCCUGUUAAGAAGCAGAAACAAGGGACUGAAUCCAACCUUAUUACCGUUAUUUCUUUCCUUUAUUUAUUUAGGAUCAGGAUCCAGCAGAUGCAGAAAUGGAAGAUUAAUAGAUACUCAGUGAAAGGUAUGAUCACUGCUUUGUGUGCCUGUGAUAGGAUAUUGUUGUUGAUGGCUGCGGGAACAGUGAUCUAUUGCUUGUUAAGAUGUCGGUUUCUGGGCUAUUCCAGAUGAAUGUUUAUGGAGCAUUUUUCCUGAAGAGCUUACACAAUAGGAAGCCUUUUUCAUUGAGCAUUUGUCCUGAUUUGUUUGCUUGCAGGGAGGUUUGGUGACAGUGAACAUUCAUCCUGAUUUGCUUGGACAGAGUUUAUAUGUCUUCCUGUUGACCUUUAAUUUAUCCCACACUUGGCAGAGUAUUUCCGCAUCACUUACCUAAAUGUGGAGGGAGGAAUUCAAAGUUGCACUAAGGCUAUCUGUAACACAACUAUUUUGGCUUGCCAGGUGGAACAAUCUCACCUCUUUUCCCCUCACUUAUCUGUGGGUUCUUUCAAUGCUCCCAUGCAGAUUUUUUUGGGUGCUUUCACCCACUCUUUAGCUCUAAACCCACUGUUUAGCUUUAAAUCAGAGUGCUUCAGAGCGCUUUCCCCUGGAGCUAAGCAUCAGGACCAGAGGAAAUGUGAGUAAGCCCAAACUAUUCAGUCCUAAAUUUCCAGUAGGUGCUUGAAUCAAAACACUGACUACCCAGAGGCGUCCUCUAACUAUUUUGAAUCUCUAUUUCUGAUGUGCUUUGUUAUGCCUGAAUGACAUUUGCUCUGAUUUGCAUCCUUUCAUUUUGCAGUACAAGCGAGCUGCCUAACAGAUGCCGUCUUGCUCCCAUGAUGGAUGUGCCUAGCAUCAAAGACUUCCAGUGGAAAACUCUGGCACCUCUGCCCAGCCGGAGAGUCUAUUGCUCCCUGGUGGAGGCUGGUGGUCAGGUCUAUGCCAUUGGGGGCUGUGAUGACAAUGGUGUCCCAAUGGACUCUUUUGAGGUGUACUCCCCUGAAGCCAACCAAUGGAAUUCUCUCCCCCCAAUGCCUACAGCCAGGGCUGGGGUAGCUGUAGCAACACUGGGCAAGAGGAUAAUGGUGAUUGGGGGUGUUGGAGCCAACCAGACACCCUUGAAGAUUGUGGAGAUGUACAACAUAGACGAGGGCAAAUGGAAGAAAAGGAACUCCUUGCGGGAAGCCUCGAUGGGGAUCUCUGUGACGGCGAAAGGCAAGGAGGAUUCUUUUUCUAAAAGGCACUGGUGGCAAAAGUAGGAUUGGCUUUUAGGGAAGCUCCCCAGUGCAUUUCUCCUAAUUAAUUUGAUGAGCAGGGUGGAGUAAAUUUCUUCUUACAUGGAAACAGAUCUGCCCAGUGGGGAGCACUUAGCCAAUUUCUGCUACGCUGUGAGUGUGCCCUGGCUUUGACCCUUGCACACUGGUUGUUGGAAUGACCAUCUUUGAAUUGCUUUGGGUAAAAUCUGGUGAUUUUCAGCAGCCCAGUCUAGAACAGGCUGUGAAGGCUGCCUUGUAACUGGAGCACGCCAUCUGUUUCUGUGACCUCCUCUUUGCUUGUAAAAAAAUGUCAAUACAGCCAGCACGUUCUGUGUUCCUGCCAAAUGUAGGACAGCCUGGUGGGGUUUUUUUUUGCUUUGCAGAACUGCUUUUGCAGUUCUUGAAGGACAAAUCAUCGAGGGCACAAGCGAUGUGAAAGCAUCAGGUCACUGUAUGAAAUCUGUAUGAAAGUUUCCCUCUAUAUAGUAGAGCUUCAAACUCCACAUAUUCCCCUCCACCAAACACACCCAUAUCUGUUUGCUUCCUGUGACAAGUUGCUUUAGCAACUCUAAGCAUUGCCAGAUUGUCUUGUGCUGCAAUGUGAUGAACUGCUGUUGGGAAGGGAAGGUUUCCAUCUCAAGUGGCCGUGUGCCUUGCUUUACAGAGGGCUGCCAGAGGACCAAACUCUUAUCUGAAAGAGUCUUAUAUUUGAAGGGUUGUCCAGUUUAAAAAUAAUGAGCUAGAAGAUGCUGCUCAUCAAUAGGUAGCACCCGGAAUGCAUAUUCAAGAAGCACACAGUUCACCUGGUCUUCCCCACUGGAAAGAGAUUUAUUUCUGUUUUAAUUAUAGCAACUGCAUAUAUGUUUGCAUCCAUUCUUAUCAGUUAGCACACUGGUCUUAAGCUGGUGGGUUGCAGCCUGAUCCAAGGUGGCUCUCAACAGGAUUAUGACCACCAUGCAAAUACAUGGUAAAAGAUUAAGAAAUUGGACCGAAUGCAUGUUUGGGCUAAAAGUUACUCCUAGGUCUGAAAAGGUUGAAGAUACUCGAAUUAGCAUAACCUAAUUUUGUGAAGGUCUUUUGCCUUGUUUGGGGGUGAUGCAGUUCCUCUUUUUGGGUGAUAUUUCCAUCCUUUGGGUAGAAAUAUAUGGCAAAAAAUGAAAGUUUGGGUAGGAAUGAGAUAGUUCUGCUUUCUAUUUCUGCUAGUAAUGUGUCCCAACUUUUUUUUAGUUGUGGAACCUAUUUAGGAACUACUGUGAUAAAGCAGAAUCGAGAUUCUUGUUUGGAUUUAUCCUUUUGCUUUUCCUCUCUCUUGCUGUCCUUUUCAGACUACAGAAUCUAUGCAGCUGGUGGAAUGGGAGGAGACCUUCGCCCUCACAAUUACAUGCAGCAUUAUGACAUGCUCAAGGACAUCUGGGUGUCGCUGGCAACCAUGCCCACACCCAGGUAUGCCGCAACUUCCUUCCUACGGGGCACAAAGAUCUAUGUGCUGGGUAAGAAUGAGCCUCCAGCCUAUUCCUCCGAUCAUUAUUCCUUUGACUGGAGAGUCGCCUAAUGCUCCCUCGAAGCUGCUCUCUUCCAUAACCUCUCUAAAAGUGCUAGGCCUUCUCUGGGAUUAGCAAUGCCAGCUCUGUAGCUGGGCCUCCAGGUCCAUUUUUUUAUGCCUAAAACCAUGGGCUGCAUUUAUUGCACAGGAGAGAUAAAAUAAUGUUGCCUGAACAGAGCUCUGCCUUUACAAUAUUUUUUAAUUAAAGGGCAAGCAAGACAUGACUGACACUCACAGAAGGAGGUAUUUGUUCACCCAGAGCAUAGUUAAAUUGUAGAAUUCAUUACCACAAGAUUAUUUUUAGAAUGUUUUAACUGCUUUUCCUCUUUUGUUUUUAAAUUGUGGAGCAGUUUGCUGCUCCCUGGCUUCUUCAGAAGGAUGGCCAGGAGAUAAAUUCAAUAAAUAAAAUAAAAUAGGAUGUUGGCCUUUGCCCUGACCAGACUGUGGUGUACUUACAUGCUCACAAACUGUUCACUGUUUAAAGGGGUUCAAAUCUGCUGCCUGAGGGAACUACCGCACUCGGUGGUAAAUCCAAAAGGUAUAUUCACACCCUUUGGCACACAAAUGGACUGCUUAUGCUCCCAUUUCAUUUUCUGACUCUUGUGCAAAUUGCUCAAACCCUGUGUGUUUUGGUUCCCAGCUCUCUGUGUGUAAAGCAAAGCUAAACAGAAGUAGAGACAGCCUGACUUGGUCUAGUAUCCAUAGUAUUAAGUUUUAUCAAGGUUGUUUGUUUUUAAUCAAAUUAAUUAAAAAUAAUCAAAUGAAUGGCCUUUAAAAAGUUUUAAAAGAAACAAGCAGGUAGAGAAAUGGAACUUUAUUGCUUUGAGCUAAAAUAUUUCCACUAAACUUGGCAUGACACUGUCCCAAAUGCACAUGUACUUUGAGAAACUGUAAAUAUUCCUUCUAGGAGGGAUCCAGAGGUAAAAAAAAAACCAAGGGCUUGGGUGCCAGACUUCCACUGGCUUUUAUUUUUAGCCUUUCAUAGUUUACCCCAGCUGACCAUGGCAGAACAACAGAAGCAAAAGAGACUUGUAAAGGCUAACAGAUUUAUGGCAGCAUCAGCAUGGAUGUUUAUGCUACAAUAAAUCUGCUAGUUCUUAAGGUGCCACAAGAUGCCUUGUUUUUGCAUAACUGUUUCCAAAAGACCUUUCAGUUUACCCUCUGGCUGUAUAAAUAGCUUUGUAUUGUCCGUUAGGUUCUAUUUUCAGCCUUGUUCCAAGGGCUCAGGGUAGGGCACCAUUUUACUGGCCCUGCUUUUGUGCCAUUGGGUUCCUCCCAAUGACUCUUUUUGGGGGCCUUCAUCCUGAUUUGCUUGCACAAAGCAUAAGAGCAGACGAAGAGCCUGCUGGAUCAGGCCGAUGGCUCAUCUUGUCCAGCAUCUUGUUCUCACAAUGGCCAAUCAAAUGCCUGUAGGACGUCUGCAUGCCAGACAUGAGCACAGCAGCACUCUGCCCACCUGAGAUUCUCAGAAACUGAUAUUCAGAUGCAAAAUGCCUCUAAGAGUGAAGGUAGAACAUAGUGUAUGUGUUGGUUAGGCCAUGCCUGGUGUUCAUUGAGUAUUUGUUCUGUUCUGUUGGUAGGAUGAUUAUAUGACAAUGCACACUCAUCUUGCAUUCAUCCUGAUUUUUCUGGGAUGUGUUUAUAUGUCUUCCCAUUAGCCUUUAGUUCACCCAACACUUUUCAGUUCUUUUCCCCAUCACUUUUACUUCCUGUAAAAGUCCAUUUUUAUGUUUGUUGCACUAGGAUGACAGAGUGCUUUAAUCCACUUUAAUUGUGCAUACCUAAAUUUCCAAAUGGGUCUUCUUUACAACCCAUCACCUUCUUUCCCUUCUUUCUGACCAUUGCCUCUACUGUACUUAGAAGCAUGAGGAGAAGACUUUCUGUAUGCUACUCUCUGAAUGAACCAGUACUCUGUGGCAACCAUGCAUGAUGUAAAGAGUGCUUUGGCGAUCAAAUUGCAUUUUGAAACUUGUGCAGGGAACCAUGUUAUUUUUGUUUACUUUACCAUAAGGAAUCAUUUCCAGCUGAACUGGAGAGGGGGGUGAAAUGUACUGAACUAACAAAGAUGGACAGUGUUUGUCUAUCAGCAAAAACAAAAAAAACACUCUAAUGCUAUUCUAGGCUGUAUCAACAGAAGAAUAGUGUACCAAUCAAGGGAAGAAAUAGUCCCACUCUAUUCUGCCUUGGUCAAACCAUACAUGGAGUAUUGUGUCUAGUUUUGAGCACCACAGUUUAAGAGAAAUAUCGGCAAGCUUGGAACGUGUGCAGAGGAGAGAGACCAAGAUGAUCAAGGGUCUGGAAACCAAGCCUUAUGAGGAACGGUUGAAGGAGCUGGGUAUGUUUAGCCUGGAAAAGAGGAGACUACAGGAGAUGAUAGCCAUCUUCAAAUAUCACAUGGAGGAUGGAACAAGCUCAUUUUCUCCUGCUCUGGAGGCUCGGACCCAAACCAAUGGAUUGAAGUUGCAAGAGAUUCCAACUUAACAUUAGGGAGAACUGUCUGACAGAAAGAGCUGCUUGACAGUGGAACAGACGUCCAUGAGAGGUGGUAGAGUCUCCUUCCUACUGUCAUGUAUGUUCUAGUUGAGAUUCCUGCAUUGCAGGGGAUUGGACUAGAAGGGGUCCCUUUUAACUCUGUAAUUCUAUGAACCCAAAGGUCAUGCUUCCUGCGUAAGCCCCUUACGCGAAUGGACUUUGCUGAGCCCUCACAGCUAGGAAUAGUGAGCAGCUGGUGCCCUGUGGAGGGACUGCUUGGAGGUCACAGGGCAAGGGCAAAUGAGUGGUCACAGGGGUGUGGGCAAGUUGUCAUUGUUUUCUCCCCACCCACCUCCUUUGCAAAGCUACCUUUACAUUUUUACAAAGAGCAAAUGUGGUUCACAGGGGUCCCUACUGUCACAGUUGCUUCUCUGCUGGGAGAUAGGUUGUAUGGCCUCCAUCCUAUUCUGGUUCUCUUCCUAUCUUCCUUUUUUGCAAAGAAGCAGAGGGCACUUAAAACACUGCAGAUUUGUUAAUACUCCACAUUUAAGUGUUGUUCAGAAGGGGCCCCUGCCAUGACUAUUACUAGUGGGGAGGGUUCAUGCCAUUGAAACUGUACAUUAUUAAGUAAGCCCCACUGAAUUCCAUGGGAGUUUACUCCAUGAUACGUACGUACAGGAUUGCUGUCUUAAAGGUUUCAUACAGGACUGUUAACAAGGGACCCCAUAAACCUCCAAAUCUGUGAGAAAAUAUUAUUCCCCUAUCUCCCUGGAUAUCCCUGCUACAUCUUUUCCCCCCAGAAUGUGGAAUAAAGUGUAGAGUUAUUAAGUGCACUGGGAGCUGAGAGACCAGGGUUAAAUCAGCCAUGAAACUCCAUGUGACCUUGAGCCAGCCACUGUCUAGUGUUUUACAUUUGGGUAAAUUGCAGGGGGCAGAGACUCUAUGGCUCGUUGCCAUCGCUUCAGUAUACUCUUGGAUUAGGGUUGGCUGUGUGCUCCAGAGACCUGCUUGGCCAGAGAAUAGUAGACCCCCAUGGCUCCAGUUGUUGCUGCACAUUCUUCACUAUACUCCCUUCUCCAUCCUAGGAGGAAGGCAAUCCAAAUAUGCCGUGAAUGCCUUUGAAGUCUUUGACAUCGAGACCAGGUCAUGGACCAAAUUCCCCAACAUCCCCAGCAAACGAGCGUUCUCCAGUUUCGUGUGUGCAGAGAACAACAUCUUCAGCCUGGGGGGGUUGCGGCAGGGCAGGCUAUACCGUCAGCCCAAGUUUAUGAAGAACGUGGAUGUGUUUGACAUCGAACAGGGUGAGUUCUUCCUGGGUCACCAUCUGCUUUUCAGCAUGCAUGCCUUAAGGGCAAGAUGCAGGGUGGGGAAUCAAUUUCAAAAAUUUCAGAUUCUGCUACUCAGGGCUGGCUUCAGAUUUUAGAGAGCCCUGGGCAAAGGGUCAUCAGGUGGCCCCACUAGUGAGAUGCCUCAGUGGGAGGCCCCUCCAGCAACCUACCUCUGCAGUGGUUCAGCAGUGGGUAUAUGCACAGUCUUGCAUUCUUGAGAAAUUGAGGUGUUUAUAGUGUGCAUUCAGUUGCACAAGUCUCUGUGCUCUUGUCUGCUCCCAAUCAAAUGACAAAAGGGGAGGGCUUGACCAAACCCAAGCAUCAGCAGUGGUGGGCCUUGAUGAGGCCUUAGAGCCCUGGCAUUUUCCUUGGUAUGUUGUACAUUGGCUCUGGGACCCUCAUUGCUUCAACAGUUCGUGCCCAGUAUUCUUGUAGUCAGACACAUAUACCCCAAACCCUCUCUUAGUUCCCCAAUUUUAGGAUUAUAGAACGCACCCUUGAUUUCUCUCUGAAGGAAUCCAAAUGCUUCAGAACAUUAAUGGAAAAUCAUGAUUAUUUAGCAGGUGGUCUUGUUAAUUUUCAGGGGGCUGGAUGAAGAUUGAGCGCUCAUUCUUUCUGAAGAAACGACGGGCAGAUUUCAUAUCCGGCUACUUGAAAGGAAGAAUUGUCGUAGCUGGAGGCCUAGGUGAGGGUGACUCCUGUCCUGUUUCAGUGUGAAGUCAUUAUUCUAUAGCUUGUGGAACUAUAUUACCAUAAAAUUAUUGCUGCUACAAGGAUGGCAGCUACUAUAUUUGAGGCCCUUCUCAAGUCCCUUUCUAUGCACAAAUAGACAGAAAAUGAUCAUGCAUGCUAAUGUGGUAUGAGCAUUUUGUAGACAUAAUCCUACAUACUCCAUCAGUUUUAUGAAGAAUUAGACUGGUGCUAGACAGUGCAGUGUCCCCCCCCCCCCAAUAUUUUGGACUAGAACAUUCAUCACUCUGAUCAGACCACACUGGGUGAGACUGAUGGGAAUUGAUGGGUAGAAGUAGAGAAGGGGACAAAUGAGGAAGAACCAAAGUGAGAGAGCCGAAGAUCAUUGGAACUCUAAGACCAAGCCAAACCAAACUUGAAUUAUCAUCCUCAUAAACAUGUAGAGCAAAUGAACACAAUCAAUAUCAUUCAUAUGUGUGUGUAUACACAAACACAUAUGCACACACAUGCACACAUAUACACAUACACACUAGAGGCAGCAAAGGUUGGUAGUUUAUUUUAUAAACAAAUCCUUAGUUUAAAUUAGCUGUGUAGACAUGUGCAAUCAAGUAUCCGUGUGUGCUCACAUGUUCUCUUGAUGGUCUUCAUGUUUUCUCGCUUAUUAGGAAACCAACCAACUGUACUGGAAUCAGCUGAGGCCUUUCAUCCUGGAAAAAACAAAUGGGAGAGCCUUCCACCUAUGCCCACCCCACGAUGUGCCUGCUCUAACAUUGUGGUAAAAAACUGCCUUCUGGCUGUAGGUGGAGUGAAUCAGGGCCUAAGUGAUGCAGUGGAAGCUCUGUGUGUCUCUGACUCCUAGUCGGCCUGUCUUCAGAUGCUGCACCAAGCACCUAAGAAAACGAUUAGCCUCCAGUUUUGAGCGGUGGGCCUACACCAUCCCUCUCACUCACUACUAUGUGGCUUUCCUGUAACUCCUUUCACUGUGUGUUUUGGAGAAGGUAGUUUCUUCAGGCAGCUACACAAUUUCAUGGCUCUGGUGGCUAGCAGAGGCCCUGUGGCAAUGUCAGUUUUGCAAGCUCUGUCGAGCUCCACCACCUGAUGAAUCUAUGGUCGCUUUUCCCUGUCGACUCUGAACAGCCAAGGAACAUGCUAGCUUUGCUUCAAAACAGAAAAGAUGCAUAGAAUGGUGUGGGAUAUUCCAGGCAAGAAUUAGGAAGCAUUACCUAGGAACUAGAAGCAUGUUUUAGAUACUGUUGUUGAACCUACCGCAAAAGUCUCCAUUGGGUUUUUCACAGGUAAACAAAGGGAGUGCUGAAUCCCAGAGGCAGGGAGAGAGAGAGCGCUUCCUGGUGCUCUUUGAAAUGGACCAAAAAGUUCUGGCUGUGGUGUUGGGUUUCAAAGUGUUCAGGGUUUAAAGCAUCCUGAAUGAAUUUCCAGGCUGCUUCCUCAUCAUGCAGCUAGAGGGAUGGUGAACCAACCCAAUUUGUUGCCUUGAUUGACAGUUCCUGCAAUUAAAAGUUCCAUAUUACCUCUGCCAGAGGCUGAAGGCUAGAAGGCCAUAGUUAAGAAACCAAUUUAUGGACAGGGAUGGCUCUGCACCAUGGACCAAGAUUGCAAUACCUGCAAUGCACACUCUCAUGAAGUGUGUGUGUGCACAGAGACAGACACACACUUUUCAAGUUGUUCAUAUCCUGUCCAUUAUACCCAAGGGGCCAGCUGUAAAACCUGGAGCGAGCUUAUUGUAGCCCAUGUUUGGAGAGCAGGAAUGUUACGGGGUCUGCUCAUAACAGCUUUAACACAGCGCCCACGGCAACAGCAAAGCUUUGAGUACCUGCUGUUUUUAUUGUAUUUCAUAUAUUGUUUUCUUUAUUACUUUGGCACAGAGGUUGAACUUGCCAGUGUCAUCUGAAUUAUGUAUGAUGGAUCAGUUGUAGCAGUUCUGCUUAGGUAUUAGUAAAUAGCACAAUUAAACUAUUCUUAUGGUAACCUCUGAGCACCUUUUAUAUACAGCUAGAGUCAUGACAAAUCCAAAAGAGGGCUGUGAACUUGCUUUGAGCUAUCUUUUUAAUCCAUGUGAGGGCAUUUCCAGACUGUCGCUAUUUUCAGGUGGGUUUCAGUCACAUUCAGACAAAUUACAGCUGACUGGUUGCUCUUGUGCAACAAGCCCACUUCUUCCUAAAACACUGGACUUUUUGUGAUAAGGAAAGAGACGAGGAAAUGGACUAGAACAUCUAGGGUGACAUUUGCUUGAUGCAAUGUCAGGCUUGUCCACACAGGAGCAAAAUGUGGAUUUGCACCAGUUUCUCUCCCCAUUAAUUUAGGGGUGUCCACAUGAUAUCCUUCUCAUCCUGGUGUUGUCCUGGAUUUUUUGACUCAUGGAAAGUCUGAGACGGCAAUGCAAUGUGUGCCAGUGUUGCUGCAUCCUACAAUGUUGUGUAGGCACCUUGCUCUGGUUUUGUUCCUGAUUCUCUUUUGGCAGCUUCUCUUUCCAUGCCAGCUCUUAAUUUCACUUUAGUAAGCGAUUGUGUGAACUUCUGGCUUGCUGCUUUCAGAACCCUUUUCCUCCUCUCAGGCAAGAGGCUUCUGCUGCUACCUAGG